This is a messenger RNA of Mugil cephalus (flathead mullet), 2025 nucleotides long. RefSeq names its product phosphogluconate dehydrogenase (gene pgd). The coding region runs from base 153 to 1604 and encodes 483 amino acids. The record is from RefSeq and is a predicted model, not a curated record. Gene Ontology annotation, cellular component: cytosol. Gene Ontology annotation, molecular function: NADP binding; phosphogluconate dehydrogenase (decarboxylating) activity. Lineage: Eukaryota; Metazoa; Chordata; Actinopteri; Mugiliformes; Mugilidae. The transcript is spliced from 13 exons. Gene Ontology annotation, biological process: pentose-phosphate shunt, oxidative branch; pentose-phosphate shunt.
CGUGGGCGUGCGUAAGCGUCUCCGUCAGGUUUGGCUGAGAACGAGGAAGUGAGGUGAGGAGGAAAUCUGCAGAGAAGAAGAAGGACUGGCGUGUGCGCUCGACUGUCAUUUAGACGCUUUUACCUUCCAGAUAACUUCACCCGCAGAGCACCAUGGCUACAGCAGACAUUGCAUUGAUUGGUUUGGCCGUCAUGGGCCAGAACCUCAUCAUGAACAUGAACGACCACGGCUUCGUGGUGUGCGCCUACAACCGAACCGUGUCCAAGGUGCACGACUUCCUGAAGAACGAGGCGAAGGGCUCCAAGGUGAUCGGGGCCGAGUCCCUGGAGGACAUGGUGGCCAAGCUGAAGAAGCCUAGGAGGAUCAUCCUGCUGGUCAAGGCUGGACAGGCUGUGGACGACUUCAUCGACAAACUGGUUCCUCUUCUCGAGGCUGGAGAUAUCAUCAUCGACGGUGGAAACUCUGAAUACCGAGACACAACACGGCGGUGUAAGAGUCUGAAAGAGAAGGGCUUGCUGUUCGUCGGCAGCGGAGUGAGCGGUGGAGAGGAGGGCGCUCGAUACGGACCCUCGCUGAUGCCAGGGGGACACAAAGAGGCCUGGCCGCACAUUAAAGAUAUCUUCCAGAACAUUGCUGCCAAGGUUGGAACAGGAGAACCUUGUUGUGACUGGGUUGGAGACGAGGGCGCGGGGCAUUUCGUGAAAAUGGUUCAUAACGGCAUCGAGUACGGAGACAUGCAGCUGAUCUGUGAGGCCUAUCACCUGAUGAAGGACGUUCUGGGUAUGGACCACGAUGAGAUGGCAAAGGCUUUCGACAGCUGGAACAAGACAGAGUUGGACUCCUUCCUGAUUGAGAUCACCGCCAAUAUCCUCAAAUUCAGGGACUCUGACGGCGCACACCUGCUGCCCAAGAUCCGCGACAGCGCCGGACAGAAAGGGACAGGGAAGUGGACGGCCAUCUCGGCCCUGGAGUACGGCACACCUGUCACUCUGAUCGGGGAGGCUGUCUUUGCCAGAUGCCUGUCCUCUCUGAAGGAUGAGCGAGUGGAGGCCAGCCGCAGCCUCUCGGGGCCACAGGGGGUCAAAUUCAGCGGCGACAAGGCUGCCUUCCUGGAAGACAUUAGAAAGGCCCUCUACGCCUCCAAGAUCAUCUCCUACGCGCAGGGCUUCAUGCUGCUGAGACAGGCGGCCAAAGAGUUCGGCUGGUCGCUCAACUACGGCGGCAUCGCUCUGAUGUGGAGAGGAGGCUGCAUCAUCCGAAGCGUUUUCCUGGGUAAAAUCAAGGAGGCGUUUGACCGGGACGCUGAGCUGCAGAACUUGCUGCUGGACACUUUCUUCAGUAAUGCUGUGCAAGACUGUCAGGCGUCGUGGCGCAGAACCGUCAGCACUGGAGUCCAGCAUGGCAUCCCCAUGCCCUCUUUCACCACGGCUCUGUCCUUCUACGACGGUUACAGACAUGAGAAGCUGCCGGCCAACCUCCUCCAGGCUCAGAGGGACUACUUUGGAGCCCACACGUAUGAGCUGCUGUCCAACCCAGGUCAAUUCAUUCACACCAACUGGACAGGCCACGGCGGAAACGUGUCCUCUUCAUCCUACAACGCUUAAGGACGAUUCGCACGUACCCAAAAAAGAAAAACGAAACGGAAGGAAGGACGAGGGGGAAGUUGGCUGCAAGAGAAGACAACACGUUAAACAUUCCACCUUCGUAACCCCACAGUAAUUAUUUAAGACCAACCCACACUAACAAUCGGGACUUUCUACUCUUCUCAGAGACUUGUUCCAGUUUUAUUUAUCGAGACAUGGAAUCAUAGAUUAUGUGUGUUGUAAAACCCUCCCCGCCCGCCCCCGUGUGUUUUGUUGUAGCGACGGUCACAAGAGGGAGGACUCGGCCUGGACAUUACGCUGACUAUCAGACUAAUGUUCACCAGUCACGUCGGGCCCAGGGUUCACGGUGUUAACACUGGAUUAAAGUGAACCGUUGCACUGUGCUGUAUUAGGCUAAAUAAAGAUUUCAAUCCCUUUAUAA